AUGUCAAUGCUAGUAAACGGCAGUCCCACAGAGGACUUUGUUAUUGGUAAAGGCUUGAGACAAGGUGAUCCAUUGUCCCCAUUCUUAUUCCUGCUAGUGGUCAAAGGGUUAUCUCGUCUGAUGAGGAAGGCAGUUGAUAUCGGCAGAUUCACUGGUUUCAAGGUCACUAAUGAUUUGCAUUUUCAUACUCUCCAAUUUGCGGAUGAUACUGUUAUUGUAGGAGAGGGGAAUUGGGACAAUUUGUGGGCCUUAAAAACGGUUUUGCAGAGUUUCGAAAUAGUAUCAGGGUUGAAUAUCAAUUUUUUCAAAAGCAAACUUUACGGCAUCAAUUUAGAUGAUAGUUUCUUGUCUACUGCCUCUGCCUUCCUUCACUGUGAGGUGGAUAUUAUUCCGUUCCGAUUUCUUGGUAUCCUAGUUGGUGCAAAUCCUAGAAGAAGGUCGACGUGGUCACCCAUAUUGGAAUCUAUGAAGAAUCGUCUCAAUAGGUGGAAUGGUCACAAUUUCUCUAUUGGAGGACGUGUCACACUCAUAAAUUCGGCACCUAAAUGUGUAUUACAAGAUUUGGUGGCUAUACAAAAAAAAGUUUUAUGGGGUGGAGGUUCAGAUUCGAAGAAAAAUUGUUUGGUAACUUGGGACACAAACAAAUCUCUAUAUCCUAAUGGUUCCAUUGCUGACAUGGGAUUUUGGCUAAAUGAAAGAUGGGUGUGGAAUUUUUUAUGGUCCGAAGAAUUACCAAUAGAGCAGCAACAAGCAGCUGCAGACUUGCAGCUUUUGUUAUUUGAUGUGCAGCCUAAGAACAAGCCUGAUGGGAGGAGGUGGAUUCCUAAUCAAUCCGGCGAAUUCUCGGUCAAUUCGGCAUAUUCGUCAUUGCUGAGUCGUGGCAAAAGGAGGAUUAAUGAUGAGUUUUUAGUUGAUGCAAUUUGGAGGCUUUGGAGGAAUAAUGUUCCGUCGAAGAUUAGCAUAUUUGGAUGGAAAUUCUUACUAGCAAGACUCCCCACGAGAGCGGCGUUGGCUAAGAAAGGGAGCAUGAAGAAAUGA
This is a messenger RNA of Trifolium pratense (red clover), 1038 nucleotides long. RefSeq lists its product as uncharacterized. The record is from RefSeq and is a predicted model, not a curated record. NCBI's taxonomy places the organism in Eukaryota, Viridiplantae, Streptophyta, Magnoliopsida, Fabales, Fabaceae. Bases 1 to 1038 code for a protein of 345 amino acids. The transcript is spliced from 4 exons.